AUGCUGGUAGCUAUAGCUGGCACCGCGAGCGCAUAUCCAGCUUCCUUUGCACCCGGUAGCAACGCCACCUUUACUAAGACUGUCGUCCCUACCCCUUGCCCGUCUCCCGUGGAACAGGCCAAUAGAUUCGGGUUUACGGGAGAACAAACAGCGACGUUUGCUCACGAUGGGCCUCACGCCACUCUGUCGCCAAACAUCCAUUGGUCUUGUGACACAAAGCCGGCAGCCAAUGUCAUACCAGUUCCCCCCAGCAAGGGUUCCGAGAUGUACUACGGUGUUGCAGAUCCGGCCAAAGCAGGAGCCUAUGCCUUUGUCACAUAUCACUUUACUGCCCCAUCGGUCAACCUAGACCAUUGCGAUCAUGUAGCAGUCGUCUCAUACGACUCGUCAGAUCUGAUCAUCUCGUUCGGCAGCCAUGACGGAUACCAGAACGCUGUGAAUACUUGGAGCACUGAUGAAGGCCUGAUAUUGAUCGUCUUCGUCAAAGGAUGCGGUGAUUACGAGAAAGGCGAUCGUUGCUUCUUCCGCGUGUCUUCACUCACGUUUCGCGGUGGAGAUUCUGUUAUAACGGCCUCCGGAACUCCUAGUCACCCUGACGAUAUUAUCACUUCUGGAGAGACUGAAUGGGGCCAUUGGACCCCUCGAGGACAUCACCCGCAGCCUUCAUCAGCCUCUGGAUCAACAUUCACAUGGGGAUCCGCACCAGCCGCCACCUCCGGCAACACUGCAUCUGGUGCCAUGAAUACCACCGACUUACAGGCACCUCGCAGUUGCGAGGCUCCUGCCGACACCAAGUAUGGCCUUCCAACGGCCUGUCUUGGCGCCUAUUUCGAUGAGAAUCUCGACGAGGACCUAGGGUACACCCAAUUGAGCGCCGAGAGUCUUAAAUUCGUUCAAGAAAUUGCCCCUCAGUUCAACCAAGAAUCUAUCCCAGAGGAGUUCAAGUACGACAUUGACCCAGAGGACUCCUUUUGGAAACAACGCCGAUAUCUCCGUAAGCGAUGGUUUAGGUCCUUCUUCAACAAAAUCGUGCAACCCCUCAAGGCAGUUUACCAAGCCACGCAACAAGCUCUCUCAAUCGGAGGUUCCAUCAACAAAGAGAUCUACUGGCACCUCCCCAACCCCAAGUCCUCUAACCCCGACGACAAAACGCUCAGUGAUCCCAAGACUAAGCAGGUCCAGUCUCCGUGGGGCGACUCCAUUCUUCUAAAAGCGCUAGGCUCUCAGGAGGAUGACCCUGACAAAAAGGUCAACGGAUACAUGAACAUUUUCUGCGUCGGAUGCGGUGCGUUUGGCAACGCCAAAAUCGCUGGCCGAGCCCGCUGGACUCCUAUUGGUGGGUUCCUCGAGGGCGAGGUCGACAUCAGAACGGACAUCAAGUUCGUUCUGAAGAUAGGGAUUGACGCCCAGAUCACGUACAAGCAGGAGUUUUACAACGACCUGAUCAACGUUGCUUUGCCUGGGCUGACUUAUGGUGUUGUUAACAUUGGCCCACGUAUCAGCGUCGGAUCUCGAGUUGAAGUCGAAGCAGCGGCCAAGGGAAAGCUAUUAGCGGGCGCUGAGAUGGGGCUGCAGGACGCUCAUGUGCUCAUUGACUUCGUUAACUCUGCUAACAGCAAGAAGAGUGGCUGGGAGCCCUACUUCAAGCCCGUCUUCGAAGCGGAGGGUGAGCUGAUGCUCUCCACGUCACUUGGUCUGCCUAUCGGUAUCAAGUGUGGUCUCCAGAUCGCAUCUUGGGAUAAGUCGGUAGGCAUCAUUGAUGAGCCGUCAAUCAAGGGUGUUGCUCAAGUUGCAGCUUCGAUCGGUCUCUCUGAGACGGGCGGCUUCUCGGCCGGCUUUAAAGAUACAAAUGGUUGUACCGGUAUCAGCACACAAAUUAGCUGGCGCAACAGACUCUACAUCGACAUCUUGGGUUCAAAGCAGAUACCUUUGUUGGAUACCAACGAUCGUCCCCUGGCCCAGGGAUGUAUCGAAUUACCCCCCAGACCCCCCGGCGUCACCAAGCGUGAUAUUGGAUAUCGACAGACUUCUGAGUCCACUAGCUCGAUUGUUGACACCACAGACAGCUACAAGGGAGGCUCCUCCACCAUUUCUUAUGAGCCCGAGUCCAUUCCGAACAGGGCUUACAACGACACCAACGGAUAUGAGUAUUCUCUACUUAUUGACCCUACCGGUUCUACCAUGAUCAUUUCUUGCAGCAACGGUAACUUGUACGCAGUGGUCACCGACGGACCAGACAAUGACCUCUGCUCGGAGCUGUGGGCUACUCAGGACGACGCCCUCAUCUACGACGGAGCCCAACGACUGAUGCACUACUACGGCAAUACCAUGACGAAGCUCGGUGUUUCUAGGUUGCGUGUCGAACCCGAGCUGGAGGGCCCUACUGAUAGCGUCGUUGUCGCGUGGGCUCCCUACUAUGACGGACCUGGCUCUGAAGAGUACUACUUUGUUGCCAUUGACCCUCUUGACGAGAUUUUCUAUCCUGUGGUUUGCGAUUAUGUCGAAGGGCAAUCGUCAAAGCUUUUCCUGGUUCGUGACCCAGUUGAGGGGAUCGAGACCCUCAAGAGUCCUGACCUCAUGUAUACUGUCACCGGUGGCCGGGUCCGUGACUGCUUUGCCUUGGUGCUGAUGCAGGGUAUUCGCGAUACAGCGAGCUACCUCAGCUUGAGCGAUACCCCCGACAGUCAGUAA
Molecule: messenger RNA, 2691 nt
Organism: Colletotrichum godetiae
Lineage: Eukaryota; Fungi; Ascomycota; Sordariomycetes; Glomerellales; Glomerellaceae
Exons: 4
Coding region: 1-2691 (896 amino acids)
Source: RefSeq, a predicted model, not a curated record